Molecule: messenger RNA, 1275 nt
Organism: Malus domestica (apple)
Lineage: Eukaryota; Viridiplantae; Streptophyta; Magnoliopsida; Rosales; Rosaceae
Biological process (GO): base-excision repair
Molecular function (GO): DNA-3-methyladenine glycosylase activity
Source: RefSeq, a predicted model, not a curated record
AACAUAUCUACUCCAUUUAAGUUAAGUUAUUUAUUUAUAUUUAUUUUCUUACAUCUUCUCUGCAAGUAACAUGUCUAAAGCAAAUAUUUUAAGAAGACAUGUACUUCUGGAGAAGAACAAAGUUGUAAAGGAGAGGGAGAAGACGAACAGUAACCUACACCUCAAACGAAUUUACCCAAUUGGCCUUCACAAGAGCACUUCAUCUCUAUCCCUAUCUUCAUCAUCAUCUUUGUCAUUCUCCUUGUCGGAGAACUCGUAUGAUUCUUCUCUCACCGAUUCUACCUUUCCACUGGAUCAGAAGAUUUCCGCGGCGUUCCGCUUCAUUGCACCACCACCUCCAAGAAGAGAGUAUAAUUCUCCAGUGGCUAAACUUGCCCAGCAGCAGAUUAGUCUGGCUCAGGAUGCUAAUGAUGGGGAGUUGAGGAGGUGCAAUUGGAUAACAAAGAAUAGUGAUAAAGUUUAUGUAGCGUUUCAUGACGAAUGCUGGGGAGUUCCAGCAUACGAUGACAAUCAAUUGUUUGAGCUGCUUGCACUGUCUGGUAUGUUGAUGGACCACAAUUGGACUGAAAUUGUGAAAAGAAGGGAGCUUUUCAGGGAAGCGUUUUCUGGAUUCGAUCCGAACAAAGUUGCAAAAAUGGAGGAGAAAGAGAUUGCAGAAAUAACUUCCAACAAAGAAAUAAUGCUGGUAGACAGCAGAGUGAGGUGCAUGAUAAACAAUGCCAAAUGCAUAUUGAAGAUUGUGAGGGAGUUUGGAUCUUUCAGCAGCUACAUUUGGAGUUAUGUGAAUCACAAACCAGUCAUAAACCGAUUCAGAUACCCCAGAAACGUUCCUCUGAGGACCCCGAAAGCAGAAUCCAUGAGCAAGGAUUUGAUCAAGAGAGGGUUUCGAUACGUUGGACCGGUGAUUGUGUACUCGUUCAUGCAGGCUGCAGGGUUGACAAAUGAUCAUCUGGUGGAUUGUUAUAGGUACAGUGAAUGUGUGAACCUUGCAGAAAGACCUUGGAGACAUAUCUAAUUAAAUCUAUUUAUUUGACGUAAUCUGAAUUAUGUACCAAAUAUAUAUUCUUUAGAUGCUUUUCCAGUGUAAUAAAUUAAUAAUUUGAAUUAUGUAUUUAAUUAAGUUAUAUUCUGCAGCUCAUUUUAUGUUUUCUUUUCCUUGUAUAAGUAUGAACCAUGAAGAUUGACCUGAAACACAUAUGUACUCCAAAAGAAUGAUAAUUUGGUUGGUGCAGUAUAAAUAUAUAAAUCAGAUUAAAGAGAACAGACAGAUACACA